Cuscuta campestris is the source of this 369-nucleotide messenger RNA. NCBI's taxonomy places the organism in Eukaryota, Viridiplantae, Streptophyta, Magnoliopsida, Solanales, Convolvulaceae. The record is from the annotation of a GenBank genome assembly.
UUGUUCAAGCAUUCUGGAGAAGUCCCCCGGAAUUUGGGUGAUGUUGCCGGGGAAGGUGGCAGGAGUUUGGCGACAAUAGGGGUGCUGCUUCCGGAGCUUCUCCCGAGGUCCACUGCUGUUGGAAGGAUGAUAAAGACAUCCGUUGACGUCGGGAAAAGGGGAAGGCAAACAGCCGGACGGCCGGUAGAGCCUCCACCACCUCCGUUGCUGCUAGCCUUUGCUGGGUUGCCGGAUCAGCAUUUCAAUGAUAUCGUCGGAGGGUUGGCGUAGACAGCGGUCGUGGGUUCACUGCGGGCCGCGGCUGGGAGAUCGAUUGCUGCCGCGAGACAAGCGGCUGGGAGAUAGAUUGCGUCCGCGAGACUAAAAGGA